Molecule: messenger RNA, 4850 nt
Organism: Hyla sarda
Lineage: Eukaryota; Metazoa; Chordata; Amphibia; Anura; Hylidae
Gene: MTF1
Product: metal regulatory transcription factor 1
Exons: 10
Coding region: 639-2792 (717 amino acids)
Biological process (GO): positive regulation of transcription by RNA polymerase II; central nervous system development
Cellular component (GO): nucleus
Molecular function (GO): RNA polymerase II cis-regulatory region sequence-specific DNA binding; DNA-binding transcription activator activity, RNA polymerase II-specific
Source: RefSeq, a predicted model, not a curated record
CACUUCCUGUCCCCUCUGUCAGAUGACCACGUCUCGUGAACGCUUUCAUUCAUGUCUGUCCCUCUCGGGUUUCCGUCGCUUCCUAGGAGCCAGGAAAGGAAGGCGGAUCAGGAAGUGGCGCUGUUGAGGAAUGAACUGAGGGCACCGGGGCACGGCUAGCGAGAAGAGUCGGGUCUGGAUGUCAGUUUCCUGAGGUGUCUGUGGAAGCCAUUGGUGUAGGGGGAGAAGGUGAAGCUCCGCUGCUUUAUACGCUGCCGCUGUGCGAGGGGCGACCCGUGUGAGACGUGCCAUUCGUGUCUAUGGAGAGCAGCGGCCGCCUGCUGGACGUGGGGCCCUAAAGUCCUCGGUCAGAGCCGGAGCUGUAGACAUUACUAGCUGAUCACCUAUCCUCUACAUGGUCAGGCAUUGGUCAUGUCAGAACGUCCCUCCUCACCACCAUGGGGCAUCACUGAGAUCCUGAGAUGGACCGUGCUUCACCUUGGCCUCCUGUGAGGAUUGUUCUUCAUAUAAUGUGUAUAGGAGUCCUAUGUGGAGAAUGCUGGCAUGUAAAUGGAGAAGUGCGCCCCACAUAUGAGGUGUCUGUGAAUCUUCAGGAUCCCUGGCAGUAGACCAUAGAUUGGCAGAGAAUAAGACUCAUAAUGGGAGAGAAUAGCCCAGAGCUGGCCCUUAUGUCCAUGGAGGAGGAUGGCAUCUGCCCAGAUGACAAAGUGCGGAAGUGGUUCCUGGAUAAAGGAGGACGAGAAGCCACCACGGUAUAUGAUACCACCACUGUCCUCAUAGAGCAGGACCAACAGCCGUCAGAGGAAGAUGACGAGGAGGAGGAGGAUGACAGUAAUGUUGGCACCAACUUACCGUUCCUUGAUGCCGCCAAUGAGGAAGGCCUGUUGCUUAUGACCGAUCAGGACGCCAUGUCUCAAGGCUAUGUUCAGCACAUUAUUUCUCCAGAUCAGAUCCACUUCACUAUUAAUCCUGGCUCUACACCGAUGCCCAGGAACAUUGAGGGGGCCACAUUAACCCUGCACUCCGAGUGCCCUGAAACCAAGCAAAAGGAGGUGAAGCGCUAUCAGUGUACGUUUGAAGGCUGCCUUCGCACAUACAGCACAGCAGGAAAUCUGCGCACUCACCAGAAAACACACCGAGGGGAAUACACCUUUGUAUGUAACCAGGAGGGCUGUGGGAAGGCGUUUCUUACCUCAUACAGCCUCAAGAUUCACGUCCGUGUACACACAAAGGAAAAGCCUUUUGAAUGUGACGUGCAGGGCUGUGAAAAAGCUUUUAAUACCCUCUACAGGUUAAGAGCACAUAAAAGACUCCACACGGGUGAAACCUUCAAUUGUGUGACAGAAGGUUGCAGCAAGUAUUUCACUACCCACAGCGACUUACGGAAGCACAUUCGCACGCACAACAGGGAGAAACCAUUCCGAUGUGAUCAUGAUGGAUGUGGUAAAACAUUUUCUGUAAGCCACCACCUGAAAACACAUGCAAGGAAGCAUACAGGAAAGCCACACUUUUUUUGCGCCCUUGAUGGAUGUGAGAAAACUUUAAGCACACAGGACAGCUUAAUGAGUCACAUGAAGGAUCAUGAUCCUACUGGGGUGGAUGAGCAGUUCCACAAUAAUGCAGAGGACACAAACCAUUGGCUCUGCCUCAGUGAUCUAAGCACUUUAUCCACUGAUUCGGAACUUCGGGAUAAUGCUGAUGGAAGGCCUGGACAAGCCCUGGGUUCAUUAUUAUCACCAAACCUAUUUCAGUCCAUGUUUCAGAGUCCAGAACACAUAGAGGAAAAUGCUUUUGCUCAUCAGACAGAUGCGAUAUUGAAAAGUUGGACUUCAGAAAUACAGACAAUACAUUCUGCAGAGACCAGCACAAGUGAUCCUCCUUCUCUAGUUAUCCCUACGGUUAACCCAAGCGCUGUCUCGGAGGCUUCCCUGCAGACUGCACCUAGCACAGCGUCCAUGCCUUUACCUUCUGGCUCCAUUGGAUGUGGGACUCAGACAGCACCUGUUGUGUCUAUCACAGCACCACAACCUUUGGAAGUGCCUAUCCACAAUGGGGGUCCUUUCAUAGUCACCCAGGACAACUUCAUAACUCCUCAGACCUCUCAGCCCUUAGUUGAGGGAUUGACUGUGGUUGCAGGACCUACUUUGCCUGUAGGAGCCCCUACAGAUACUGUCUUACCAGCGUUGGUGCAGGCUGCAGUUUCUAGUGCCAGUACAGUGCUGGACAACAACCCUGCCAUAACCUUAACACAGACUCCUAAUGCAACCAUCUUGCAGCCAAGCAUAGUGAUGGAUGAGCAAAAUCUUCAAUGGAUUUUAAAUCAAACUUCACAAAAUCAUAAGCAUUCUCAGCAAGCUCCAAAGGUAGAGAAUUUAUUCUUCACCACUACAGUCCCGUUUACAGCCACCGGUAAUACCGUACAGCAAAUUGGUUUGAGCGUACCUGUUAUCAUCAUCAAACAAGAAGAGUCCUGUCAGUGUCAGUGUGCCUGUAGAGAUUCUGUUAAAGAGACUCCUGUCAAUCCCAAUACAUGUUCCACUUCCGAAUCUACCACCGACCUCGAACCAGCAGCUGAGUCCCCCCCUCCUGAUCCUGUACCCCUUCCACCUUCACCAUGUGAAGGAAGCAGUGGACAUUUAUUGAAUUCUGCAGACUCUGAACCAUGGACACCGCCUUCUAUACACAUCCCAGACUUCCUUUCCCUUCAGAGUCCAGAGAAUUCCUCCUCUCUGGUCCCUGUGGAAGCCUUGCUGCAAGGAGAUGAUAUCAGCCUUAGCGGCUUUUCUAAAUAGACUGGAAAAUCUGCCAAUGGACAUUUUUUUUUGGAAAUUUUUGUAGUCCCCUUACUGACAACACUCAGUAUUCAUCUCUGGCUACAUAACCCAACUGGCAGCUCUAUGUUCAAUCUGUUUUCAUAUCUGGUAGCUUUGUUGUAUGAAAGCCCUGACUGAAGGAAAGGAAGCAGCUUUACCAUGUGGCACUGAAGGGUUGUCAGCCGGGAUACACCAAUUGCUUUAUUGCACUAUAAGUCACUUUGUGAAUUUCUGGAGGAAUAUAUAUAUAUAUAGAUAUAUGUAUCUCACGACAUAGAUAAAUCACUGGAGUUAAUGUUUUACAAAAUAUUGUUACUAGACAUUUUACAAUGGGACAGAUAUAUAAAGAUGUUUUAAUAUUGGCUUUAUUUGUAUAAUUUCAUCCAGAAAUGCUGAAAAUCUACCAAUGAUCACUUUGCAUUCGUGGAGUGACCUGACCUUUAGUUGUCUUCCUCAUUAGAUCUUUUGGAAAUAAAUACCCAACGAUAAGGAACAGUUUAUAGUGUUAGAAUAUGAAAGAAAAGCUAUCAUUAAUUUCAUGCUGCCUGAACCAUGAGUCAUCUGGCCGGUUCUUGGUGGUGGCUUCUGUCUGCCCCACCAACUUUGAUUUAAAGGGGUACUCCGCUGCUCAGCGUUUGGAACAUUCUUUUCCGAACGCUGGAGACAAUGCCAUAGCCCUGCCCCCUCUUGAUGUCACGUCCCACCCCCUCAAUGCAAGUCUAUGGGAGGGGGCGUGACAGCCUCCCAUAGACUUGCAUUGAGGGGGCGGGGCUAUUCGUCACAUGCUCCCAGCUCCAGCGUUUGGAACACACUGUUCCGGAGUACCCCUUUAAUAGUCCCCCUCCUGUUUGAUUAUAGAGAACAAUUUAUCAAUAAAUGCUGGCAGGGCAGGCAGAAGCCACCAGAAACUGCCCCGAUAACUUGUGGUUCAGGCAGCAUAAAAGUGAUCACAAGUUCACUUCAAAUUGUCAGAAAAACAUGGUAGCAAGGCGAUCGGGGUUCACAACAAUGUAAUAAGAUUCCAAGCCAAUGCUACACACGUUUUUAUUACACUAUACUCAGAUACCGAUGCUGCAUCAUAGCUUCAUUCAAAAUAAUUAUGGGGCACAGAUUCCCUCAUCUCUUUGUUGGCCAUACAGCUUCCCUGUCCAUGAUAGGGCUUACUAUGUAGGAUCACAUGAUUCUACCCUCCUUGACUGAGCGCAGUUUAGAGGCACAGUGGUAGAUCUCAUCGCAUACUCCUCUAUGCUGAAUAAUUACAUGAAGGGGAAUGGUGCAGCAUCAGUGUGAGUGAGUUCUUAUUGUAAAGUAUGUUUUGGUAUUGGGUGUGUAAAGAGUUAAUUUUUUCUAAAGAGGUUUUCCCAUGAAGAAAGUGUAUUACCUAAUCUGCAGGAUAGGUUAGAAGUGUCUGAUCGGUGAGGUCUGACCACUGAGCCUCCACUGUUCUCAGUCACUUGUCUCCCCUUUGAAGUGGUGGUCAGACCAAUGGAGUGGUGGUCAGACCAAUGGAGUGGUGGUCAGACCAAUGGAGUGGUGGUCAGACAUGCCACUACUUAUAACUUUUAUGAGCUUGAUAAAGAAAGUACAAAACAGUGCUAUAAACAUCAAGCCUAUAGAAGUGAAUGUUGUUGUGACCCCACUGAUCAGAUCUACGGAUAGGUGUUUGGCAUCCUUUAUGGGAAAAUCCCUUUCUCCCACCUCUAGGAUUAGCCGGUGAUAACAUGGCUGCUAGUACAUUAAGAAGGGACGUCCUUAACACUUUUAACAAGAGGAAAGAACUAAAAUGCUGUCAUUAAAAUCCUUGAUUUAAUGUUAAUAUGUUUUUGUGUUUUUUCUUUUUAUGCUAAAGCAGGGCAUUAUGGCAUUACCCAGGAGAACAAUACUUUUCUGGAUCUGCUUAUUCUUGCUAUUGCUGUUGGGAAAUAUUCAGGGACUGCAUUAUUAUGUUGUGCCUUCCAUUGCCAGUAAAAUGUAAAAGUGUUACGAUAUUUCUAAUCAUAGUAGCUAUGUAAUUUAUUAAAUCAUUUCUCCUCUGUU